Messenger RNA from Sordaria macrospora k-hell, 1695 nucleotides. RefSeq lists its product as uncharacterized. The record is from RefSeq and is a predicted model, not a curated record. Lineage: Eukaryota; Fungi; Ascomycota; Sordariomycetes; Sordariales; Sordariaceae. Gene Ontology annotation, molecular function: protein binding.
AUGCAAUCGAACCUUUUGCAACCACCAAAGGAUUAUGGCAGCCCGACAGAGCCCGUAUCUCGCCGCUCCCGAGCACUUUCCAUCACCGAUCGUCUGGGCAUUACACGCCAAAGAGCCGACAGUGAUAACAGCCCUCGUGCCAAAGCUGCUGCUCUUAUACAGCGAACCUAUCGGGGCUACCGUGUCCGUCGUCAGCUCAAAGACCUAGGGUUGGACCCUUCCACGAGAUGGAAGCAUGCAGUCCGUGAGGCUCAAUGGCGCGAGCUAGUUAAGCCUCGCUCUCGGAAGAACUUUGGGUUUGUGGAUAGCGGCAUAGGCAUGUCGGAUGACGGGGAGUCUAAUGCACAAUGCUCUACAGCUGAAAGCCGAUCGUCGAUAGCACGGCAAAACUGGAAGAAGGUCGCCACCAUCGCACGUCGGGCAGCGGCGGAUGUAGACGGUGAUGGUUACUCUAGCGACUCUUCUUCUUCCUCGUCUCACCCCUCAUCGUCGUUGCCCGGUGCAGAGUCAGGCGAAGAAAAGAGGAAGAGAAGACAGCAAGAGCGCAGAGCUUUGAAAGAAUCCAAGGAGCGACGAAAGGCCGCCGCGAGAAUGAUGGGGCUUCAGUACCUUCUUGAGAUGGUAGACCUGAAACACCGAUACGGUGCCAACUUGAGGGUCUAUCACGAGGCCUGGAAACAAGCCGACACUGAUGAGAACUUCUUCUUCUGGCUGGACCAUGGCGAAGGGCAGGCUUACGACUUGGAAACGUGUCCCCGUGAACAGCUUGAGCGAGAACGAAUCCGAUAUCUUUCCUGCGAGGAGCGACAGCAUUACCUUGUUAAGGUGGACGACGAAGGCCGUCUACGUUGGGCAAAAAACGGGGAACUCAUUGACACAUAUGGAGAAUGGAAGGACUCGGUCCAUGGCAUUGUACCCAUCGAUGAUCCCACUCCUGCAUAUGUCCCAGCCAACGACUCAGAACAUGAGACUUGUCUUUUCGGCCAUGAUGGUACUGGGUCCGAGUUGUCUGAGGACGAAGCAGCGGAUGAAUAUGUAUAUCCGCCUACAACUAGCGACGGCGUUCCUACCGCAACCAAAACAAUCAAGCGCUUGAAGAACAGCCGUCACAUCUCGACCAGCAUAAUCGUCGACAAACUCCUCCGCAAAUCCGUCCGCAAAAACACCUGGAUCUUCGUCGCCGACACCAAUUUCCGCCUUUACGUCGGCAUCAAAAGCAGCGGCGCCUUCCAGCACAGCUCCUUCCUGCAAGGUAGCCGCAUCUUUGCCGCCGGGUCCAUCAAGAUCAAGGACGGAUGCCUGACGAGCCUGUCGCCGCUGAGUGGGCACUACCGCCCUCCAACAUCUAGUUUUCGUGUGUUCAUGCGGAGCUUGCAAGAGGAACAAGGGGUUGAUAUGAGCACCGUGACGGUCUCCAAGAGUUACUCGGUCCUGGUGGGCAUGGAGACGUACGUGAAGGUAAGGACUAAGGGUAAAGAGGCGGUUGGAAUGAUCAGGUAUCAGAAAGAUAGGGUAUUGGCGCCUGAGAGGUAUGAGAAGCGGGAGGAGGAAGCAAGGGAUACGUCUAGGAGUGCCGCAAGAGAGCGAGAGGUUGUUGAGCAUGAGGAGCAAAUGAUGAGGAGGAAUCAUAGCGUAGGUGGGCAGUUGCUGCAGAAGCUCGGGAUAUCUCGGCUUGGUACUAGAGAACCGGAGUGA